AUGGCAGAAGCUCGCGUCGUUGUCGAUGAGUCAGACCGUACCGAACCCGGCCCGCAGCCCCUAUCUAAACAGUGCAUUGUAGAUUCCCCGACCCAGAGCAACAAGACCGUCGAGGUCAACGGCCAGACCAUCCCGACCGACACCUGGUUCAACGUCCCAAAGACCGUCCUCGACGCGGCGUCGCGCAAGCUCCACCUCCAAAAGGAUCACCCCGUGUACAUCACCCGCCAGAUCAUCGAGUCGCAGUUCCCAGCGCCGACAUACAAGUACCACAACACCUUUGACCCUGUCGUUUCUACGCACCAAAACUUCGACUCGCUAGGCUUCCCCGCCGACCACCCCGGCCGCGCAAAGUCCGAUACCUACUACUUCAACAAGGACACGCUCCUCAGAACACACACCAGCGCGCACCAGGCGCAGACGUUCAAGAAAAACCUGAGCGAGGGAUACCUCAUCAGCGCCGACGUUUACAGGCGCGAUGCCAUCGAUAGGAGUCACUACCCCGUCUUCCACCAGAUGGAGGGCGCCCGUAUGUGGGAUCGGACCAAGGUGCCCAACGGCGACAUCGCCGCCGCCGUUUGGGAGGACGUCAACAGGUUGCCGAAGCACAAUGUCAAGGUCGAGGAUCCCCAUCCCGCCUUCGAUGCGGAGCGUAACCCCCUGCAGGAGGGCCACCACACGCCCGCCGAGGCCGAGGCCAUCGGCGCUCACCUGAAGCGGUCUCUCGAGAACAUGGUUGUUGAAAUCUUCACGAGAGCGAAGGCUGCCGCUGCGAAGGCGGAUCCCGACUACAAGGACGAGCCCCUGAGAGUCCGCUGGGUGGAAGCAUACUUCCCGUUCACCAGCCCCUCGUGGGAGCUCGAGGUCUACUACGCUGGGGACUGGCUCGAGGUGUUGGGCUGCGGCGUGGUGAAGCAGGACAUCUGCAUCAACGCGGGAGUGCCGCAACAACUGGGUUGGGCCUUUGGUAUCGGUCUCGAGCGCAUCGCCAUGCUCCUCUUCCAGAUCCCCGACAUCCGUCUGUUCUGGUCACAAGAUGAAAGGUUCUUGAGCCAAUUCAAGGGCGUGUCUGACCAGCUGGACUCGAUGAAGCGCUUCGUGCCCUUCUCCAAGCACCCGGCCUGCCCCAAGGACAUAUCCUUCUGGCUCCGGAGCACGUCCGCGGCCGGGGGGAACACCAAGGCCAACACGCAGGACUUCCACGAGAACGACUUCAUGGAGCUGGUGCGCGACAUCGCCGGCGAGAGGGCCGAGGACGUCCGGCUGGUGGACGAGUUCACGCACCCCAAGACGGGGAGGCGCAGCAUGUGCUAUCGGAUCAACUACCGAAGCCUAGAGCGGACCCUGACCAACGAGGAGACCAAUGAAUUACAUAGCGAAGUAACUAGGAAAUUGGUAGAAAAGCUAGGUGUCGAAGUCCGGUAG
Molecule: messenger RNA, 1425 nt
Organism: Colletotrichum spaethianum
Lineage: Eukaryota; Fungi; Ascomycota; Sordariomycetes; Glomerellales; Glomerellaceae
Product: phenylalanine--tRNA ligase, mitochondrial
Exons: 2
Coding region: 1-1425 (474 amino acids)
Biological process (GO): phenylalanyl-tRNA aminoacylation
Cellular component (GO): cytoplasm; mitochondrion
Molecular function (GO): tRNA binding; ATP binding; phenylalanine-tRNA ligase activity
Source: RefSeq, a predicted model, not a curated record